Molecule: messenger RNA, 657 nt
Organism: Orbicella faveolata
Lineage: Eukaryota; Metazoa; Cnidaria; Anthozoa; Scleractinia; Merulinidae
Product: synaptotagmin-15-like
Biological process (GO): calcium ion-regulated exocytosis of neurotransmitter; synaptic vesicle endocytosis
Cellular component (GO): exocytic vesicle; plasma membrane
Molecular function (GO): SNARE binding; clathrin binding; calcium ion binding
Source: RefSeq, a predicted model, not a curated record
AUGGGAAACGACAUAACUCAUCUACAUGUUCCCAUCGCAGUGAAAAACAAAACGACAAAUGCGAUACCCGCAAAAGGUCCAUGUGAGUUUGAAAUUCCGAAACGCUACGACCCGGAUGAACGGAGAGACUCCAACCAUUCCGCCAACAAAAUCAACAUUCAUGAAAUAGACGCUGCUAUUUACUCUCAUCCCGACGUGAACGAACACAUGGCAGCGCCAGCUCCCGAUCCUCCCCCUCUUGGAACGUUAUUGUUCGAGCUCCGUUAUGAGAACUACGAAGCACAACUUAACGUCCACUUGAUCGCCGCGCGGAGGCUACCGGUCAGGCACUUGGUAACCGAGCCAGGAGUGGCUUCGCAUGGUGGUAUAAUCAAGUGCGAUCCCUUGGUAGAAGUCUGUUUACUGCCUGAAGAAAAACCUGUCGUCGAAAGUUACACUCAAUUUGGCGUUCAGGAUCCGCAAUUUGACGAACAUUUCUCGUUCAAGCUCACGUCCGGGGAGCUGAACGAGAAAACCUUACGGUUCACUGUUUAUGACUAUAAAAGGCGUCAUAAGCUUACCCCCAUAGGUCACGUGUUGUAUUCGCUCAAAGGACAGGAGCUAGAUGGCGCCAUGGUGAUAGAGAGGAAUCUGAAACUCAAUUCACAGGUAAACUGA